AUGGGCAUCUCACUCGGCUCCAGGCUUUCCUUUGAGGGCGGACUCUGCACAGUUCGCUAUAUUGGUGAGGUCAAGGGGACGAAAGGGCAGUGGCUGGGUGUAGAGUGGGAUGAUUCAACCAGGGGCAAACAUUCAGGAGAACAUGACGGGGUGAAAUAUUUUCAAUGCAAAAGCAAGCAUCCAACAGCGGGUUCUUUUGUACGCCCAACGAGACAGGCUGAUCGAAAUCUGAGUUUCUUACAAGCUGCAAAUGAGAAAUAUGUUUCAGAACUUGAGCCCGUGUCUUCUGGUCAUGAAGACCUCCUAUCAUCCAAGCCGAUUGAGAUCAGCGGCAAAAUUGUUGAAGAAGUCGGUUUUGAAAAAAUUCGCCGGCUGCUUGCAGAAUUGCAGGAGCUUCGAAUCGUUCUUCUGGAUGGCAUGCGUGUUUAUGGCGUGCUGGCCGGUGAAGGAAGCCGAGAAGAAUACGAAAAUGAGCUUAAAAUAAUCGCAAGGACUUGCCCGAAAAUCGUCGAGCUGGACCUCAGUCGUAAUGUCCUUCGAAGAUGGACCGAUGUGGCAGCUAUAUGCGAGCAGCUAAAACUUCUAAAGAUUCUUAAGUUGAACGGGAAUCGUUUUGACGAAAUUGGCGAAAAUAUAACACUUGACGGUAUUGCCGAGUUAGCCCUGGACGAAACUCUUAUGGAAUGGAAGGAGGUCGCCGCUGUUUCGAAACAGUUUCCGUCGUUGCGGUCAUUAUCUGUCUCCGGAAAUGAAUUUACGUCGCUUCCAUGUCCAAUAUCAAGCACAAUCCAGGAGCUUAUACUGGAAUAUAAUGGCUUCGAGUCUAUCCAUUCCAUUCGGCAGUUAGCCUCCCUGUCCGAGCUGAAGAAGUUAUCCCUUCGCGGAAAUAUGAUUAGCAGGAUUGGAUCUGACAAUCCACCAACGAUUCCAGAAAAAUCCAACAUCGUGUUUUCAUCCACUCUUACUUCCCUUGACAUAUCAUUUAAUAAAAUAAGCCACUGGUCAUUUAUCGACAUGCUUCCUAGGGUGUUCCCUGGGCUCGCUACUCUUCGAGUUUCCGAUAAUCCGCUAUACGACCAACCACCGGCUCCUUCCCGCGUCACAAAUAUGCCCGAGUAUCCAAUGACUGUCGAUGAAGCAUACAUGCUCACUCUCGCCCGCCUCCCUCGGCUCGAGACUUUAAACUACAGCAAAAUCACAGACCAGGAUCGCAAUAAUGGCGAGCUAUACUACCUGUCUCUGAUCCGGAAAGAACUUGCUGCAUCGCCACAAAGUGAAGAAAAUCACAUCUUAGAAUUGCACCCGCGAUACAGAGAGCUAUGUAGUACGUAUGGAGAGGUCGAAAUAAACCGAGAAACAGAGAGCUCUGGAAGUGGAAUACACCCUCGAUCUCUUGCGGCUCGACUCGUCACCUUUAACUUCUACCUACCCGACCGUCAAAACCAAAAGCCCAUCUCUCAGAAACCAGACAUGACUGCUAGUGCUGAAUACAGUACAAAUAUUCCAAAGUCGUUCGAUGUCUACCGCAUCAAAGCUCUUGUCGCACGGCAUUUCUCACUCUCCCCCCUCCGUUUCAAACUAGUGUGGGAAACAGACGAGUGGGAUCCGAUCGAGGAAUCCUGGGCUGAUGAUGAUGAAUGGGAUAGUAGUGAUGAAAUCGACGAACCUGGUCCACAACACGGUAGCUCAGCCUUGAAACACGAGGAUGGCAAGAAGCUCAUACGGCGUGAGGAGGAGCUAGUGAACUCAACGAGGGAGGUUGGGUUUUGGUUUACGAACGAGACUCGACAAGUUAGGGUGCGGAUAGAGUCGUUCUAGAUAGCUUGGUUGUUGUCGGCUGAAUUAUAGAUAUAUUGCCAAUGUAAGUGAAGGAGAAUGCACCAGUACCUUCCAAUACAUGUCCACCGAAGCACCACCGCAAUUUCAUUUUAAUAUCAAUUAUAUACAUAAACAUAUUUAUAUGAAUAUUUUUUCAC
Histoplasma capsulatum G186AR is the source of this 1976-nucleotide messenger RNA. Its product is annotated as tubulin-specific chaperone E. The transcript has 4 exons. The record is from RefSeq and is a predicted model, not a curated record. Lineage: Eukaryota; Fungi; Ascomycota; Eurotiomycetes; Onygenales; Ajellomycetaceae. Gene Ontology annotation, molecular function: protein binding. Bases 1 to 1818 code for a protein of 605 amino acids.